This is a messenger RNA of Heterobasidion irregulare TC 32-1, 923 nucleotides long. Its product is annotated as equilibrative nucleoside transporter protein. Gene Ontology annotation, cellular component: plasma membrane; endosome; clathrin vesicle coat. The annotation marks the transcript as partial. Gene Ontology annotation, molecular function: clathrin binding; phospholipid binding. NCBI's taxonomy places the organism in Eukaryota, Fungi, Basidiomycota, Agaricomycetes, Russulales, Bondarzewiaceae. The record is from RefSeq and is a predicted model, not a curated record. Gene Ontology annotation, biological process: actin filament organization; endocytosis. The transcript has 3 exons.
GUGAAGUUGUCCUCAACGUCAACAAUACCAGGCCGUUUAACCUUGCAAUGUGUAACGCUCAAUAAGGAUCCACGGCGCCGAUGCGCUCCGUAUACUCCGUAGGCUGUGAUCUUUGAUGACCUCCGAGGGCCGAGGGCGCUCUCAAUACAUAUGAGGUCAGCGCUCAGGAGGUCCUCAAUCAAUCCCCCUCUCCUCCAUUCGCACAAACUCUCGUGAGUUCCAUCUCUCAGCCGACCACCUGCUCCACUUCUUUUCUAGGCGUCUAUUCUCAGCCUCUGGAGCCAUGUCUUUCGCGCACGCGGGCAAGAGCGCGCUCCGUGCCGCGAAGAAUAUUACGCACGGGUAUUCGGACACAGAGUCGAAGGCCCGAGCGGCGACGAGUAAUGAGUCGAUGCCACCGAGUGGCCAGCAGAUGCACGAGCUGUCCGUGUUAUCGUACAAUCAACAGGAUUUUGUAGAGAUAAUGGAGAUUCUGGAUAAGCGCUUGAAUGACAAGGGAAAAUACUGGCGGCACGUAUACAAGUCGCUGGUCGUUGUAGACUAUCUCUUGCACAGCGGCUCCCCAGCCGUCAUAUCAUAUUUCCGCAGCAACAUCUACAUUAUCAAGACGCUCACAGAGUUCCAGUACGUUGAUGACACUGGUCGGGACGUCGGCGGGAAUAUUCGCGCUCGCGCUCGCGAUAUCACCCGAUUACUCAAUGACAAGACACGGCUGGCGAGUGAGCGGCGGAACCGACAGCAGAUGCAUGAUCGCAUGUUGGGAAGGAGCAGUCACGAAACCUCAGGAGAGAGAAGUAGCCGAGAUGGCCCUGAGAGCAGGGAAGCUAGGAGAGGUGACGGGGCUGACGACGAGGACCUGCAGCGGGCAUUGGAAGCGAGUCAAAGAAACGAGCGGGGUAUGACAAAUGAAGAGAGGGAUUUGG